Molecule: messenger RNA, 495 nt
Organism: Bufo bufo (common toad)
Lineage: Eukaryota; Metazoa; Chordata; Amphibia; Anura; Bufonidae
Product: histone H2A type 1-like
Exons: 1
Coding region: 97-489 (130 amino acids)
Cellular component (GO): nucleosome
Molecular function (GO): structural constituent of chromatin; DNA binding; protein heterodimerization activity
Source: RefSeq, a predicted model, not a curated record
CGGCCAAUCACAGAGGAGUUCUCCCUGCGCCAUCCGGGUAUAAGAAGUGACGGGCGGAGCGGGGCUGUCAGUCUCAUCUGUACAGAGAAGAGGACGAUGUCUGGACGCGGCAAACAAGGAGGCAAAGUCCGGGCUAAGGCCAAGACCCGCUCCUCCCGGGCAGGGCUCCAGUUCCCGGUCGGCCGAGUGCACAGGCUCCUCCGCAAGGGCAACUACGCCCAGAGGGUGGGCGCCGGCGCUCCCGUCUACUUGGCCGCUGUGCUCGAGUAUCUCACCGCCGAGAUCCUGGAGCUGGCCGGCAAUGCCGCCCGCGACAACAAGAAGACCCGCAUCAUCCCCCGCCACCUGCAGCUGGCCGUGCGCAACGACGAGGAGCUCAACAAGCUGCUGGGCGGCGUCACCAUCGCCCAGGGAGGCGUCCUGCCCAACAUCCAGGCCGUGCUGCUGCCCAAGAAGACCGAGAGCACCAAGUCGGCCAAGAGCAAGUGAGCCCGG